Molecule: messenger RNA, 1002 nt
Organism: Sitodiplosis mosellana (orange wheat blossom midge)
Lineage: Eukaryota; Metazoa; Arthropoda; Insecta; Diptera; Cecidomyiidae
Product: regucalcin-like
Biological process (GO): L-ascorbic acid biosynthetic process
Molecular function (GO): calcium ion binding; gluconolactonase activity
Source: RefSeq, a predicted model, not a curated record
AACUCGAAAAGUCAUAUUAGAAAUUGAAAUGCCAGCCACACAAAUCACAUCAUUGGCAUUUGGUGGACCCAAAUUGGACAUUUUGUACGUUGUUACGGCAAACAAAGAUGGUUUACAACCGGAAGGAUCCGGAUAUUUGUAUAAAAUUACAGGACUGGGCGUGAGAGGGUACACUGGAUUUAGAUAUCGAAAUGAGCUUCCAGUUAAUUACAACUGGAAAAUGUGUCGUUUAACUUAUCUGAUUUGCUGGUCACUAGUGUUUUUAGCAUGUUCCGUUUUGGGUUAUCAGAUCCAACGACUACAUACAUCAAGAAAUACGCUAAGUGAGGUCCCAUAUUGGGAUGCAAAAACUCGUAGUUUAUACUAUGUAGACAUCGCCGGUUCCAAUUCUUCCAUUCACCGUUACGAUUACGAUGAGGACCAGGAUUAUCGGGCGACCAUCGAUAUGGCGCCAAAUCUACGGUUUAUUUUACCAAUUAAUUGUGCCGAAAAUUAUUUUCUGGUUGGAAUUGGUUUGAAAGCGGUGAUUGUUCAUUGGAAUGGUCGUGCGGCAAAAGCUAGCGUAGUGAUGACACUAUUCGAAAUCGAUGAAAAUCCCGUGAAUCUAAUAAACGAUAUAAAAACUGAUGCACGUGGUCGAUUUUAUGGUGGCACAAAUAGUAAUGAUCCGUGCGACAAUAUACCGAAUCCAUCGGGAGGUUUCUAUAAAUAUAACAAACGAAAAGGCUUGCACAAAUUCUUUGGCAAUGUGUCCAUAUCGAAUGGAUUGACAUGGGUGCGACAAACGAACAAGUUCUACUAUGUGGACUCGUGCACACAUGACAUCAAGGAAUUUCAUUAUAACCCGGAAAAUGGCGACUUGACUAAUGAACGUCAAAUCUAUUCACUCAUUCAAAAUGGCGUUACACCAGACUUUGUUUUCGAUGGAAUGACCUCUGAUCUUGACGGUAACUUAUAUCUAGCCACAUUCGGUGGAAGUAAAAUUGUCAAAUUCGAUCCAAG